Dermatophagoides farinae (American house dust mite) is the source of this 1358-nucleotide messenger RNA. Its product is annotated as chitinase. Lineage: Eukaryota; Metazoa; Arthropoda; Arachnida; Sarcoptiformes; Pyroglyphidae. The record is from RefSeq and is a predicted model, not a curated record. Gene Ontology annotation, cellular component: extracellular region. Gene Ontology annotation, molecular function: chitin binding.
UAAUAACGAGCCUCUUUUUGUUUCAUAUUGAUCAGUGAUCUGUAACAACAACAACAACAGUGAAUCAAAUCCGAAAGGAUGAAGAUUGAAAUUUUUUGUCUAUUUUUAAUUACAUCAUCAUUAUGGAUGAUGUCGAUAGAAGCAGCUCGUGAACCGGCCGUUUCACCUUAUGUGGAUGCAACAAGAAUGCCGAAUGAGAAUUAUCUUGUCGAUCUUCAUCGUGAAACAGGACUAAAUUCAGUUACAUUAGCAUUUGUAUUGGGAACGGGUUAUGGUUGUACACCUAGUUGGGGUGGUGAGAGUACAUUGCAAGAUUCGAGAAUAAUAAAUGCUGUGAAAGCAUUCAAAAAUGUUGGCGGUGAUGUUAUUGUUGCUACUGGUGGUGCAAUGGGACCAUAUUUAGAGGCAACUUGUUCGUCACCCGAUCAAUUGGCCGAUGCAUAUAAAAAAGCAUUAGACAUUGUAGAUAGUACACAUCUAGAUAUCGAUAUCGAGGCAUCAAUCAAUGUUGAUAUAAUGAUGAAUGCAUUGAAAAAAUUACGAUCCAUGAUACCAUCAUUGACCAUAUCAUUUACAAUGAUGGUCCAAGGUGAUGAUUAUGGUAUUGUCGACAUUCUUGGGGUUGAUAUAUUGAAACGUGCCGUUCAGAAUAAUGUUGAAGUUAACAUUGUUAAUGGUAUGACAAUGGAAUUCGGAUCCAAGCGCGCAUCAUGGGGUGAUGCAGUCAUAGCUGCUAGUGAAAGUUUACAUCGACAAAUGAAACAAGUUUGGCCACAUAAAUCUGAUGAAGAAUUGUAUACAAUGAUCGGUGUGACACCAAUGAUUGGCCGUAAUUUUAAUGGUAAAAUAUUCCAAAUCAAACAUGUUGAACAAUUGGUCGAUUGGGCUAAACAGAGGAAAAUCGGUCAUCUAUCCUUCUGGUCGGUGGGUAGAGAUAAUGGUGAUUGUCCGGGUGGCGGUGUUUCACCAUCAUGUUCAAGUAUUGCUCAGAAUAAAUUUGAAUUUAGUAAAAUUUUCCAACAAUAUUCCGGUACACAUAUUCCGGACCAUUUUUCUACGACUAAAAAGCCAAGUACAGAAAAUCCUCAUCAUUCAACAAAACCUAAACCAUUGAAAAUUGAUUGUUCCACUGGUGUACAAUAUAUUCCACAUGAAACGUAUUGUGAUAAAUAUUAUUGGUGUUUCGAAGGUAAACCACAUCUGGAACAAUGUGCAAAUCAUCUGGUUUGGGAUCCGAAAAUUAAUUCCUGUAAUUAUGCUGAAAGUGCACAACGUACUGAUUGCAUUUAAGAAUAGAGAAUGUUUGAAAUUAUUUUAAUGAACUAAGUACUAAUUAAAAUGGCAUUUUCAAUUUUCAA